AUGGAGAACUACACCGUGGCUGCGGCGACGAACUCCUGCACCUUCCAUGAGGAGUUCAAGCAGAUCCUGCUGCCCCUGGUCUACUCCGUGGUGUUUGUGGUGGGGCUCCCCCUGAACUUCAUCGUCAUUGUGCAGAUCUGGCUCUCCAGGAAGGUGCUGACCCGCACUGCUAUCUACAUGCUGAACCUGGCCACAGCUGACCUGCUGUACGUGUGCUCCCUGCCGCUGCUCAUCUACAACUACACGCAGAAGGACUACUGGCCCUUCGGGGACUUCACCUGCAAGUUUGUCCGCUUCCAGUUCUACAGCAACCUGCAUGGCAGCAUCCUGUUCCUCACCUGCAUCAGCGUCCAGCGCUACCUGGGCAUCUGCCACCCUCUGUCGUCCUGGCACAAGAAGAGGGGCAAGAGGUUCACCUGGAUGGUGUGCGGCGGGGUGUGGGUCAUCGUCAUCGCCCAGUGCCUGCCCACCUUCGUCUUCGCCUCCACGGGCAUCCAGAGGAACAGGACCGUAUGCUAUGACCUCAGUCCCCCGGACCGCUCCGCCAGCUACUUCCCCUACGGCAUGACGCUGACGGUCACGGGGUUCCUCAUCCCCUUUGUCUCCAUCCUGGUGUGCUACUGCUGCAUGACCAAGCUGCUCUGCCAGAAGGAUGAGAUGAUAGGCCUGGCCGUGCGCAAAAAGAAGGACAAGGCCAUCCGGAUGAUCAUCAUUGUGGUCAUCGUCUUCGCCAUCAGCUUCUUCCCCUUCCACCUGACCAAGACCAUCUACCUGAUCAUCCGCUCCUCGGCGGGCGUGCCCUGCCUGGCCUUGCAAACCUUCGCCAUCGCCUACAAGUGCACCAGGCCCUUUGCCAGCAUGAACAGCGUCCUGGACCCCAUCCUCUUCUACUUCACCAAACGCAAGUUCCGGGAGAGCACGCGCCACCUGCUGGACAAAGUGAGCUCCAAGUGGAGGCAGGACGCAUGCCGCACCUACAAAUCGUAG
Emys orbicularis (European pond turtle) is the source of this 987-nucleotide messenger RNA. RefSeq names its product pyrimidinergic receptor P2Y6 (gene P2RY6). Gene Ontology annotation, cellular component: plasma membrane. Gene Ontology annotation, molecular function: G protein-coupled UTP receptor activity; G protein-coupled ADP receptor activity; G protein-coupled UDP receptor activity. Gene Ontology annotation, biological process: phospholipase C-activating G protein-coupled receptor signaling pathway; cellular response to pyrimidine ribonucleotide. The record is from RefSeq and is a predicted model, not a curated record. Bases 1 to 987 code for a protein of 328 amino acids. The transcript has a single exon. NCBI's taxonomy places the organism in Eukaryota, Metazoa, Chordata, Testudines, Emydidae.